ACAACCCCAAGCCCAAACCCCCCUUCUUUGUACAGUAAUACAUUACGGCUGUAGUUACAGUAAUUGUUUUUCAGGAGCAAGGAAGAGUUGUUGCAAGCUUGGCCAUCUGCGAUCCCAUUUGCUUAUAUUUCCACACCUCUUGCCAACGGGAACCUCAGCCUUCCAUUCAAGUCCCAUCAAUCACAUCACAACUCUACUUAAAAUGCAAUUUUCAGACUUCUUCAAAACACUCUCGGUGGUCCUGCUGCACCUUACAGUCCCUUGCGCCGCGAGCAAUCCUCGCUAUUUUCUCUGUGGGCAUGGGGAGUAUAAGUAUUGCGCAUACAAAGACUACUCAACUCAGCCAAUGAAAUAUAAGUUCGGCCCGGCCAGCCAAGUGACACGUGAGGGCAGGUCGACCUGUAGCGUCUCAAACCUUUCUUCGAAAUCCAUAAUAGACGUGUGCUGCGAUAAUCCUGUGGGGUUACUUAAACCCAGGCGCUUCGGUACUGAAUUAACAGUCUCGGAUAACGACUACAAGCACAGAUUUAAAUGUCGCGAAGCUUCCCCUAACUGAGAUUGCACAACAUCGCACAGAAAGCUUGAAAAAUCAUAAUAAGACAUCACGUCGGAAUGAACGCAAGAGUACCGCUCGCUCAUAGCGGGAUGUUAAUUAUUUUGGAGAAUUCCAUGUCAUCACUUGUAUCAGUCUUCUUUGCAUCAAUCACAAUAGCUAUCGGCAAAUGCUUAAAGAUUUGUUCUCAAGCAACCUUUUGCUUGUCUGCAAAUGAUGAAGGCCACGCAUUCAUGAUCUAUGUACAUCUCUUUCCCUAUGCUGAUAGAGUCGCCAACCUCACUUAUGUACUUUCCUUACAAUCGAUUAACUCUAGCACCCUUGUGAGGGGUUGUGUUGUCUGCCCAGGGUCGCUGUUAUACACUUGUCGGCUCUGCUUCAGAAUAGAUCAGAAUCUCAUUAUGGACUCAGAACA
Molecule: messenger RNA, 968 nt
Organism: Puccinia graminis f. sp. tritici CRL 75-36-700-3
Lineage: Eukaryota; Fungi; Basidiomycota; Pucciniomycetes; Pucciniales; Pucciniaceae
Exons: 3
Coding region: 203-556 (117 amino acids)
Source: RefSeq, a predicted model, not a curated record